UUCAGUACUGUACCAGAAGCAAAAGGACUUGUUCUGCAGAUGUAGACACCGUAACCCAAAAAUUUGUAUUGGAAUAUAAACAGGACAAGAGUAUGAAACGUGACUUGGGUUCACAACUUUAGAAAAAAAAAACAUGAAUUUGUUCAAGAGUUUGGUUCUUGUCUUCAUUAAUACAGUACUGGUACUGUGCUCUGACGAUGAAACACGUUUGGUCGCCAGCCUGUUUAGCAAUUAUAACAAAGUUGUGAGGCCUGUGGAGGAUCAUCAGGAUGCAGUUGUGGUGACAGUAGGACUGCAACUUAUUCAGCUCAUUAGUGUGGAUGAAGUAAAUCAGAUUGUAACAACCAAUGUGCGCCUAAAACAGCAAUGGAAAGAUGUUAACUUACAAUGGAAUCCAGAUGAAUAUGGUGGCAUAAAAAAAACUAGAAUCCCUUCAAGUGACAUUUGGCAUCCAGAUCUUGUACUUUACAACAAUGCGGAUGGUGAUUUCGCUAUUGUUCAGGAGACAAGAGUGCUUUUGGAGUACACUGGUAUGGUAACAUGGACACCUCCAGCCAUUUUCAAAAGCUACUGUGAAAUAAUAGUUACCCAUUUCCCAUUUGAUCUUCAGAACUGCAGUAUGAAGUUGGGAACGUGGACAUAUGAUGGCACUAAAGUAGUCAUUAAUCCGGAAAGUGAUCGCCCAGAUUUGAGUAGCUUCAUGGAGAGUGGCGAGUGGGUAAUGAAGGACUAUCGUGGCUGGAAGCAUAGGGUUAUUUAUGCAUGUUGCCAAGAUACUCCAUACUUGGACAUCACUUAUCACUUCCUGAUGCAGCGCUUACCGCUCUACUUCAUCGUGAAUGUCAUCAUUCCAUGCCUGCUUUUCUCAUUCUUGACUGGCUUAGUAUUCUAUCUUCCCACAGACUCGGGUGAGAAGAUGACCCUGAGUAUUUCUGUCCUGCUGUCUCUAACUGUGUUCCUGCUGGUCAUUGUGGAAUUGAUUCCUUCUACAUCUAGUGCUGUACCUCUGAUCGGCAAAUACAUGCUCUUUACUAUGGUAUUUGUGAUCAUGUCCAUCAUCAUCACCGUUAUUGUGAUCAACACUCACCACCGCUCUCCAAGCACUCAUACGAUGCCCGCCUGGGUUAGAAAGAUCUUUAUUGAGACAAUCCCAAAUGUCAUGUUUUUCUCUACCAUGAAGCGUCCAUCUCAAGAUAAACAGGAAAAGAGAGUCUUCACUGAGGACAUUGACAUCUCUGACAUCUCAGGAAAGCCUGGGCCUGCUUCUGUCACUUAUCAGUCAGCACUGACUAAAAAUCCAGAUGUAAAGAGUGCUAUUGAGGGAGUCAAAUACAUCGCAGAAACCAUUAAAUCAGACCAAGAAUCCAGUAAUGCUGCAGAAGAAUGGAAGUUUGUUGCAAUGGUUGUUGAUCACAUCCUGCUUGGUGUCUUUAUGAUGGUGAGCAUAAUUGGGACUUUAGCUGUGUUCGCUGGACGUCUCAUUGAACUGAAUCAAAGGCUAGGCCUCCACACUGCAAUAGAGUAUGUCCUAUCCGGAUGUAAAGGAUCGCCUGCAAACUUAUCAACCUGUAUCAACAUGUUGAAUAUAUCAGUGUGCAGAAAACCAACCAAGAUCCUGAAACUCUGGCGGUGAUAGCCAGAAAAGAGUGUCCUGCACUAAUGAUAGUAAAUUUCAUCUGUUCCCCCACCACCACCACAAACACGUACUUCAGAAAAAAAGAUAGAAGUAAAGCUACUUCACUGAGUUUCAGGAAAUAUAAGAUCUUAUUGAUGAUGAACAAGUCAUAUUUUUCAGAGUCUAGUCUAAAAGAAACCAUGAAAUGAAUUGUGUGAUAUUUGUCAGCUUCUGUGUUAUACUACAAAAGAUGGAAUAUUUAUUUCAUGAUUUAGUGUUUACUGGAGCAACUCUUUUAACUCACUGUCAUUUGAUUACUCACUGUUUGCAUUGUUAACCAGUUGCAUUUCUCAUUCCAUUUCAGUGGAUAUUAUAUACAGCAUAUAGCACAGACAUAUUAAAAAAAAGAAAAACAAACAUUUUAAUGCAAGCAUGCAAUUAUGCCAAAGGUUAGCCUUGCAAUCAAAUACAAUAGGUCGGAGCUGUGGGAUAAUGACGGAUUUCCCUCUAGUGGCCGAAGUGAAUAAUAUUGCCAUCUUACUAAACGUUCAUAUAAGCUUGUUUUUGCACUAAUGGGCUGAGCUAUUGAACAUACAAAUGCCUUUUCUUUGUAAACAGCACACAUUAUAAUCAUCAUAGUAUUACCACUUUUGCAUUUUCAGGUAUAAAUACUCAAAGUUUGAAAGCAUGUCCACUGUAAAAUGGGCCUUUGAGACACUGUCUUCACUAUUUUUACGUGUUGUAGUUCUAAUGUUUUAUUUGAAAAUAUUGAGUCUGUAUGACAUCAUAGUUUCAGUUGCAGAAAUUUGUCUCAAACUUAUUAGACAGAUCUGGGCAACAGCUCCUUUUUUGAAAUUCAUUAACUGCGGAGUCACUGUAUGUCACAGAACCAUACAAGUUUCAGUAGGACUGUUUGUGUAAUUGACGUUUCUCCUGUAAUAACUACCUAUAUGUGUAUGGAAAAGGAACUUGGCAAUAUGUUUGUAGAUGCAGAACUGCAGACAGUAAAAGUGAUCAUAACUGC
Messenger RNA from Protopterus annectens (West African lungfish), 2639 nucleotides. It is a transcript of the gene CHRNA1, whose product is annotated as cholinergic receptor nicotinic alpha 1 subunit. The record is from RefSeq and is a predicted model, not a curated record. Gene Ontology annotation, biological process: chemical synaptic transmission; signal transduction; nervous system process. The transcript has 9 exons. The coding region runs from base 134 to 1633 and encodes 499 amino acids. Gene Ontology annotation, molecular function: acetylcholine-gated monoatomic cation-selective channel activity; transmembrane signaling receptor activity. Gene Ontology annotation, cellular component: synapse; postsynaptic membrane; neuron projection. NCBI's taxonomy places the organism in Eukaryota, Metazoa, Chordata, Ceratodontiformes, Protopteridae.